AUGGAUGAGCGAGCUGAUGAUGAGGACGGCGUGAAGGAUGAGAUACAUAGUGAGCAGUCAGAAGACUACGUGAAAUCUGAAGAUCGAAGUAUAACGCCAGAGGGCAAAACGCCAGACGAGAGCAUCAAUUCUCCAUCAGACGAGGAAGACAAGGAAAAUUCUCCCAAAGAGUUAGUUGUGGAAGAGGAGAAAGAAGCACAUCCAGCAGAAGCAGCAGCAGAAGCAGAAGCAGCACAAACAGCAGAAGCAUCUGAAGAAGAUAAUCACAGUUUACCGGACGACAAGCAAAUCGCUGACGAGCCAAUUGUUUUUUCUUCUGAGAAAAAAGAGACGGAUCACAUCGAAACAAAUCUCAAUUCUGAUCGUGAGAGUGAAUCUGAGGCAGCUCUCGUCGAACUUAUACCUGCUGAAGAAGAAGAAGAAGAGUCUCAGCCUUCUUCCAUAAUCAAUAGUGAAGAACAAGCCCCUGCUGAUCCUGAAGUCUCGUCCGAAAACGAGAACAACACAAAUAACGACGACGACGACGAAGACAACGAAGAAGAAGAAGAACAAAGUGAAUUACCAGAUUGCAUUGAACCUGAACCUGAACCUGAGCCUUGCCUAGACUCGCAACUUGAAACUUCAAACAUGACAACUAUUGACAAUGGCCACGUAGCUCACAAUGAAGCAAAUGAUAUUAAAUUAUUCGAAAAGAUGGAGCAAGAAAUUGAAAGCAGCCAAGCAGAAGUAACAUCAGAGCCUCUCCAGACGAAUUAUUCACCAGAUGAGACUGAUCACUUAUCGCAACUAUCAAAUACCCAAAGUUCCGAACAAGAUGUCGAUGCAGAAACAAAAAGUGAGCAAACGCAUUCAAAUGACGAAAAUACUCAAGAUUUGCCGGAAUCAAUUGUCAGCCCUGGAUCUAAUCCUUGUCAGCAGGAAGAAGAGCCCAAAUCGCCGGAGAUCCCUUUAGACCCUGUUGAUAGACUGCUGAUCGCCAACUCCAAGAUUGAGGAUGACAGAAAGCCACCAAAAGCUCCUUCUGCUAAGGUAUGA
Messenger RNA from Auanema sp. JU1783, 1035 nucleotides. Lineage: Eukaryota; Metazoa; Nematoda; Chromadorea; Rhabditida; Rhabditidae. The record is from the annotation of a GenBank genome assembly.